This is a messenger RNA of Venustampulla echinocandica, 432 nucleotides long. Its product is annotated as Thioredoxin-like protein. Gene Ontology annotation, cellular component: U4/U6 x U5 tri-snRNP complex; spliceosomal complex; U5 snRNP. Bases 1 to 432 code for a protein of 143 amino acids. The transcript is spliced from 2 exons. Gene Ontology annotation, biological process: mRNA splicing, via spliceosome. NCBI's taxonomy places the organism in Eukaryota, Fungi, Ascomycota, Leotiomycetes, Helotiales, Pleuroascaceae. The record is from RefSeq and is a predicted model, not a curated record.
AUGGGAAGUGUAGUGCUACCACAUCUUCGCACUGGAUGGCAUGUUGAUCAGGCGAUUCUCAGUGAAGAAGAUCGUCUUGUCGUCAUCCGCUUCGGACGCGAUGCAGACCCCGAUUGUAUGCGGCAAGACGAAGUCCUCUACCGUAUCGCCGAAAGAGUGAAGAAUUUUGCUGUCGUCUACGUAUGCGACUUGGACGAGGUGCCGGACUUUAAGAGCAUGUACGAGCUAUACGACCCCAUGACGAUCAUGUUCUUCUUUAGGAACAAACAUAUGAUGUGUGAUUUUGGGACGGGAAACAAUAAUAAGCUGAACUGGGUGCUGGAAGAUAAACAGGAACUGAUUGAUAUCAUCGAGACCAUCUAUCGUGGGGCGAAGAAGGGUCGGGGUUUGGUUGUGAGCCCGAAGGAUUAUUCUACUCGCUAUCGAUAUUAG